UUCACGAGCGUAAAAAAGGGACCUGAACCGGAAACCAAACUUCUUUCUUGAAACUUUUUCUCCGAGGCAAAAGAGGAAAACGAAGCGACCAUUGGUGUCACAGACUGCACAGUUCCCUCUUUUCAGCAUUUAUGACUAUUGCUGGAAAUGUGUCAGCUGCUCACCAGCAGGCAGCCGUUUCACAGCGUUUCUGAGCAGGACACUGAGAAAGACGUCGUGUGAUUUUGGGCAAGUCUGCAGCCACAUAACGGACCCGCUGCUUUAUCAUGGAAGAUGGUACAAAGGAGAACACUGCUCAGCAAAAUAAGCCAAAGUUCUUGAGUAAGGCUGGCUGGGUGAAAAAGGCCCAUGGCCGCCUGCUGACGAGCUACAAAGACCGCUACCUCCAUGUGGAGAAGUCGGAGGUGGUGGUGUAUGAAAAUGAGGAUCUGCAGAACUGCCUUGAGCGGCUGGACAUGGAAAACUAUGAAACAUGCCAUGAAUUGAAGAGUCCCUUCAAGAAGAAGCACAGACUGGUUCUGAUACGGUCUCCAAAGUCUGGAAAUAAGAUCCAUGAUGUGAAGUUCCAGACUCAGACUGUGGAGGAGAAGGAGGCCUGGAUCAAAGCCCUCAGUGAUUGCAUCAACAGAGCUAAAAACAAAGUCUUUGAUGAGGUGAAAGUUGAUGAAAGCAGUAAUUUAGAGCAUAUUACCCGAACAAGACCUCAGGGAAACCGCAACCGGCGCCCACCAACCAGGAUCCACAUGAAAGAGGUGGCAGAGGUGUCCUCUGAUGGUGUCCUGCGUUUGGAUCUUAAUCUUGAGGAUGCUGUGAUGCCUAAUGGGACAAAUACUGCUAAAACAAACAGUACUGAAAGUCCUGAAACAGCUGUUGCAGGGAAACAAUCAGUGUUAAGGACAAACGAGGAGAAGAAAGCCAUCAAACCUCCCAUGCCUCCCACCAAGGAGGCUAAAUCCAGUGCUGUACCUGAGAAUGAGCCUAAUAAACAAGAUGAAGAAGAAAAGGUUGUGAAACCACCAAUGCUUCCAUCAAAAGAAUCUAAACCCAGUGUUACCUCUGGGGAGGUGAUUUUACAAGAUGAAAAUACUAAUGAUAAGAAAAGCACAAACCCACCACCAACACCUCCCAAUAAGCCCAGCUCCGGUGGGUCAUUGAGCAACCCUGGAGAAGUGUUACCAACCUCACCGAACCACCACCCCCCAACACCUCCGUCCAAAGACAAGAAGCCUUCACAAAUGGUUGUGGAGCUCAACCAACAGUCACGAGAUAUAGCUACUGAACAAAGUGAGGACGAAACAGCAAUGAUCAAUGAUGAGGUAGACCAGUCUGAGGAAACUGUCCAAAAUGGUGAACCAAAAAUGACCUCUAACAAACCCAAAGUUCUGCCAGAAGACCUGUCAACAGUUACUCAACCUAAGGGAUCACACUCCACUGCUUCUGAUACGUCAGCACAUUCUCUGAAAGGAGAGGAGGCUUCACUGCAGAGCGUCCCCUCAGUAGUUGUCUGCACAGAUGACCCACUCACUGAGACGCUCAACCUGAGUCCGCUUCUCCACCUGCCAGGAGAGAAGAAAAAGAAAGCCGAGGAGAAAUCUGUAGACAGUGGUCAGCACUCUGACGAUGAGAGUGAAGGCUCUGUGAGUGAAGACACACUGGCAGCUUCCACAGCUGCUCUCCAUGGAAGCCAUGCUGGCCUGGAUGUGUGGGAUGGCACUGAAGAUGAAAGGAAAAUCUCUGUUAACUUAAGGCCAUCAGCCAGUCUUCAGGUUAAACCAGAUGUCACUCCCUGUCGGCGCUCAGAGCCUUUCCAGAAACCUUUCAAAUCGUCAAUCAAGGCCAGGUCUGCAUCAAUCGGAGACCUACUGUCUGACUCCCUGGGCUCCGGUCAGCUGAAAACCACCUGCAAAGCUGAAAAUGAAGGGAGUAUAUCACUCUUUCAAAAUUCUGUAACAAAGCUUGAGACCGAAGUGGCUCUGGAGAUGAAAAAUACGAGUGAGCUCCUCAGUCAGGCUCAGGAGAGAAGUUACGCUGCGGUAAUGCCGGAGGAUCUGCUUACUAAAGCGCUGGAGAAGCUCCAGAGGGCUGACUGCGUCCUCAGAGAGGUCAGGAAAUUGAAAAUCACAAAGAAGAGGAUGAGCUGGUAAAUAAGCAACAGCCAAUCAACUAGGAAUUCACUGAUUGGACAGUUAUUCUCUGGUCAAAGGAUGUAAACCCAAACGCACCCAAAUAAUUUAAAAAGGGUUAUGUUGGUUUGGGGGCAUAAAACUCUGGUCUUUCUAUGGAACUGAGUUUGACCUGUAUAUUUUGCUGUCAAAUAUUGGCUGACAGUCUUUUAACAUUAGGAUAAACUCAUUUAGUCUACUUAGAUAUGAAAUAAGUAAGCCCUUAUGAAAAAAACAAGUUAAAAAUGUUUUUUGCUGGAUGUGUUAGUAUUUUACUAACAGUUUGGUAAACUAGCAUAGGUCAGGUUGGAGGAAGUUACAACCUCUUACAGUGGGCAAAUGUAUCUCACUUUUAACAGAUAGAGCAUCCCAUGCAGCUUCUUAUAAACAACACAGUACCACUCUUUGCACAUUUACUGCUUCAGUUUGUUUUGUUAAAUCAUAACCUGAAAGAAAAGAAUUCUUUUAACAGCAAAUUAAGAAAAAUGUUAUGAUUUUCUCUGGGAACCUUAGCUUUUCUUUCAGAGACAUACACCAUUCAUUUGAGGGAUUGUAUGAUGUACAUACUUGAUCAUUCUUCUGCAGCAUAUAUUUUAUUGUUGAUAGUGGAAUUAAAAUGCACCUAUAUAGCUCAGGAGUUUUCAGUCUAACUACAUGAUUAAUGCAAAUAAAAAUGUUUCUGUUUCACAUAAAGGGAUCAGUUUUUAACAAUAAUAUAUAUUUUUGUACUGGUAUUGUACUUUGCACAGAGCAAAGCUCACUUUAACCCAUUUUACAGUUUAGUCCUUCAUAAAAAAUGAAAUUUGUGAACAAUUUCUUACAUCAUAAUCUACACAGAUACAUUUCUCUUCAUUACCAGAAAACAAUUUUAAAUAUGUCUCAGCAUAUGUAUGUAAGAGUAUUUUCUAAUAAUGGUUUUGUACACUGAUUAAACAAACUUUUGAUAAUGCUGAAAUAAACCAGGAGAAGCAUU
Poeciliopsis prolifica (blackstripe livebearer) is the source of this 3135-nucleotide messenger RNA. It is a transcript of the gene plekho2, whose product is annotated as pleckstrin homology domain containing, family O member 2. Bases 267 to 2144 code for a protein of 625 amino acids. Lineage: Eukaryota; Metazoa; Chordata; Actinopteri; Cyprinodontiformes; Poeciliidae. Gene Ontology annotation, biological process: macrophage apoptotic process. The record is from RefSeq and is a predicted model, not a curated record. The transcript is spliced from 7 exons.